AUGAAAUCGCUCUUGGAUGAUUCCGGAGUCAGACACAUCUUGUAGCAGUAUGGCUGGGAAAGGGGGCCGUUGCCAUUUGCCUCAACGCAGUUCGUGGAUCCUUUGGUGCCUGUGGUUAUCUGCACCUUCAAGUUGGACUUCUUGAACACAUCAGCGGUAGACUCCUCUGAUCGGAACCCGCAACAUGCACUCAGAGAGAAGUUAUACCCCCGAAUGGAAUGUCUGUCCCUGUAUCCCUUUAUCGCGGCCAGGACGAUAAUAGCCAGCAGAAACGUGAACGAGAUAGCGCCCAGAGACACUAUUAAGUACAGCGUGAGGUUCGAGCGGUACUGGGGGCUCAGUGUGAGGUCGCCGAAAUCAGGCAGCGAUUCUGGCACGUUGUCAACAACUGACAGGAUGAUGGAAACUGUGGCCGAAAGGGGUGGCUGACCGUUGUCCUUGACCAGAAUGACCAGCCUUUGCCUUAUGGGGUCUUUUUCCACCAAUCGGCGAAUCGUCCUGAUUUCGCCCGUGUACAGGGCCACGCUAAACAGGCUUGGGUCGCUUGCCUGGAGCACCUGGUAGAACAGACGCGAGUUUUGACCUGCGUCUGCGUCCAUCGCACUGAUUUUUGCCACAAGAUAACCAGCAUCAACUGACCUUGGCAACACUUCAGUCGCCGCCGUGCCGUUUUGGGGUACAGGUGCUACUAUGACUGGUGCAUUGUCAUUUUGGUCCAAAAUAAAGACAUUUGCGGUAACAUUGGUGCUCAGGGGUGGAAAACCGGCAUCUUGUGCUUGGACUAAAAUCUGAAAGUUUCUUAGCUGCUCAUGGUCAAAAGAACGCAGUGCGUAAAUAUUCCCGUUGUCUGAGUUUAUGGAGACGUAGGUGGACACGGGCAUCCCCUGUAUAUCACCUUCCAGAAUAGAGUAAGAGAGAUAGGCAUUUUGGUCCGAAUCUGGAUCCAGGGCAGCAACCGAGCAAAUUGAGGCUCCUGGUGCAUUAUUCUCUGUCAAAUAGACGGUGUAUGAUGGCUGCUUGAAUCGGGGUGCGUUGUCAUUCAUGUCUGACACUUGAACUAAAAUAGUUUUCCUUGUGAACAAGGGAGGCGCGCCCAUAUCUCUUGCUGUGAGAGUGAUGUUGUACUCUGGCACAGUCUCCCUGUCCAAAAAAUCACAAGUAACUAAAGUGUAAUAGUUCUUAAAAGAGGAGUGGAGCUGGAAGGGGACAUGAUGUGGAAUUUCACAGUCAACAUUCCCAUUUUCACCUGAGUCCUUGUCCAUGACGCUGAUGACAGCUAUCACUGUCCCCGGUGGUGCGUCCUCUUGGACAGGUGUGGACACUGAUGUCAAGAUCACCUCCGGGAGGUUGUCAUUCACAUCUAAGAUAUUCACCAGAACUUUACAGUGCACGGCCACUGCCGAUGGGCCCUUGUCCUUGGCUUGCACAUAUAUCUCAUGCAUUCUGGCCUUUUCAUAAUCUACGACCCCUUUCACUCUGAUCUCUCCAGUGCGCGAAUCUACACUGAAAAGCUCGCGCACUUUUAUGGGAGCAUGCCCGCUGAAAGAGUAUGUGAUAUCCGCGUUAGGACCCUCAUCCAAAUCCGAUGCGUUUAGUUUUAUCACAAUGGUGCCCGUCGGUGCGUUUUCCACAAGCCUCACUCUGUAGAAAGACUGGUCGAACACUGGCGCGUUGUCAUUUGCAUCCAGAACUGUUAUAUUGAUCUGUGCUGUCCCGGAUCUCUCUGUCGAGCCUCCAUCCACAGCCGUCAGCACCAUUUGGUGCGUAUUCUGCUGCUCUCUGUCCAACGGGCUCUCCAGGACCAACUCCGCAAACUUACUGCCAUCACUACGCGUCUGGAUGUCCAGGACGAAAUGUUCGUUCACACUCAGCAGAUAGGAGCGGAGCGAGUUGCUGCCAACGUCCGAGUCCUGCGCGCUCUCUAGUGGGAAGCGGGACCCGGGUACCGCCGACUCGGAUAUAUCCAAAUUAAACUCACUCCACGGAAAACUGGGUGAGUUAUCGUUCACAUCUAAAAUCUCCACCUCAACCCUGUACAGUUCCAAUGGGUUUUCGAUUACCACUUGCAAAUGGAAAGAGCAAGACAGACUCUGUUCACAUAGUUCCUCUCGAUCAAUUAUUUCGUUUACAAAUAAAAUACCAUUUUCUAAAUUCACCUCCAGGUAUUGCUUUUUUGCGCCUGAAACUAUUCUGAACCUGCGCACAGAAAGUCUCUCAACGUCUAAGCCCAAGUCCUCGGCUAUAUUUCCAACAAAAGAGCCAUGUUCCAGUUCCUCGGGGAUUGAAUAACGAAUCUGAGCCCAAACUAAAUCCAGGACACAUACGACGAGAGCUAGGCAUAUCACCUGCCAUGUCCCCCCAAGCCGUCUCUUCGCGCCUCGGAGGUCCAUCUGAGCGACGGACUAUACUACAAAAAUGCGCACUCCAUGACCAAAACGCACUCCAUAACCAAACAGGGUUUCAGUUAGAAAAUCAUUACUUUUAAAUAUAUAUUAUUCUGUAAAUGUUACUCGUUUACCCUAAAUGAAAAAAUAGUUAAUAUAAAGAUAUAGGCUAAUAUCAUCCACAACUUGAAGUGGAGCCUUGGUGUUCGCCCCAGCCGAGUGUCUUUGAAUGUGUGUGUGAGUACGAAAAGAAGAGGAGAGAGGGAGGGGUGUGGGGAGGAGGUUGCUGUCUCUGAUUAGCAUUGUGAUGCUCUGGUGUGUGUGUGUGUGUGUGUGUGUGUGUGUGUGUGUGUGUGUGUGUGUGUGUGUGUGUAUGUAUGUAUGUAUGUGUGUGUGUGUGUGUGUGUGUGUGUGUGUGUGUGUGUGUGCGUGCGUGCGUGCGUGCGUGCGUGCGUGUGUGCGUGUGUGUGUGUGUGUGUGUGUGUGUGUGUGUGUGUGUGUGUGUGUGUGUGUGUGUGUGUGUGUGUGUGUGUGCGUGCGUGCGUGUGUGUGUGUUUAUUGGCUCAAUUCCAGUAUUCCGAUAGGGAGAAGCGACAUCUGCUCUGAUUCCAGUUUGAGCACAACACUAUAGGCUAAUCUUUCGCACUAAUCAAAUGCAGCGACCGUGUUAUUUAGCCCAAUGUCUACGGGACGGGGGGCUAAAAUGAUAGGCUAUCAUAGUUUAGUUUAAUUAAACUCAUGUAUCUAUCUUGAAGGUUACAACACAAAAUAGCCUUCAUGCAUGGUUCAUGCGACAAAUCGCAUUCUUCAAUAUUUCAAAAAGUUUCUUACCCAUUUUGGGGUUACAAAUGAUCCUCGGUUUUUCAAAUAGAUCUACUCCAGUAGCUUAAUUCAAAAUAACCUAUUGCAGAAUAAUAAAGUAAUAGGCUACAAUCAAAUCUAUAGCAUAAGCAUUACAACGUAUAGGCAAAUAUUUGAAUACAACCUAAAUACGAUAUAUUUUUAAGAGCAAAUAAGUAAUAUCUCACUAAAAUAAACGAGUGGGGCAGUGUUCUAAGGCACUGCAUCACAGUGCUAGCUGUGCCACUAGAGAUCCUGGUUCGAAUCCAGGCUCUGUCGUAGCCGGCCGCGACCGGGAGACCCAUGGGGCGGCGCACAAUUGGCCCAUCGUCGUCCAGGGUAGGGGAGGGAAUGGCAGGCAGGGAUGUAGCUCAGUUGAUAGAGCAUGGCGUUUGCAACGCCAGGGUUGUGGGUUCGAUUCCCACGGGGGGCCAGUAUGAGAAAUAAAAAAUAAUGUAUGCACUCACUAACUGUAAGUCGCUCUGGAUAAGAGCGUCUGCUAAAAAAAAAAAAGACUAAUAAAAUGAACCGUUUUCAGUAGGCUAUAGGCUAGGCUAUUCCAGCUGUGUGAGUAGAGGAUAUGAUGGAGCUCAGUGUCUCCUCACCAGUGAGAGGUCAUCCUUUCUCUCAUCACUCCAUCACACGCCAGCUCUAAAAACUCUCUCCAAUCCCCUUGUUUUAAAUAAGCUGAAAACACAAUCUGUCUACCGGAAUGAAACCACAGCAGAUGGCGAGGUUUUCCGUGGGCUCGUGCUCUUUUUAAUUAAUGGAGUGGGGAUUAGAGGGAAGUUAUCCGGGAUCAUUAGCGAACAGAGGAAUUAAGAUGUUUUGUGAGAAAUAAACCCGGGGCUAUCCGUGGGAUACACAGCGGUUUUCUCUGGUGUAGUUGCAUUGACCUGUUUUCCACAUGCUUUAAGUGCAUGCUUAACGUCAUUUACCCACAGCGGAAACAUAACUUAACUGCUAAGUGGCGGUUGGUAUCGUGACAAACACAUUUACGGAUAAAAAGACAAAGGGAAUACCACACACACACACACACACACACACACACCAUUAUAAAACAAAUACUAAAAGUAAAGUAGGGUAUGUAGCAAUAUAUCUGGUCUUGGUCUUAAUUACAGCAAAUCUGUAAAGCUGCAGAUGUGGUACAUACAGUAAACGGUAUUUUAGAUGUGUUUACCAUCAGUGUUAGACCUAAUCCUUUAUUUUUCAAAUCCUCCAGUAAAACUCCAAGGGUGUAUGUUAGAUUAAGAUAAAGGCCUACACUAAUGGCCCACCAAUAUCAUGAAAUGCACACGAUUUCUAUUAAUCGAAUAUUUAUUUAUUUAUAGAUGUUCUCAAUAAUGCUUCCAACGUUUUACUGUCUGGUAGUGUGUUACCUGCUAGGAUAUUACAAGUGAUCGUGAUAAAUGCCUGGGGGAAACGAUAGUCUCUGCGCCAUCUGGCGUAUCAAAGUCAAAAAGCAGUAUACCUUUGAUGAAGGCGGUGGCGCUCAGAGGAAUUUACAGCGGGAGAAGAUGCAAUCAUAGGAUAUUUCGUUAGGGUGCCUGUGGAGGCCAGUAGAGGGAGACAGAGACUCUAGAUUAGCGUCAUUAGUCUGAGUCAAUGGGAGGCUCUCAAAUAAUGCAGUCCUGAAUGCAUCUGUGACUCAUAAAUGCCCUCAGGUUUGUGUGUGCAUUAGAUGUGGUAGUGAUAUUGAUUGGUUGAGUAGUGCGGUUAGUUGUAACAAACAGUGAAUCAUUUGUUCCCAUUACUUGUUGACAAGGAUUGAUGUAGAAAUAGAGAUGGUAAGGAAUUUGGAGUUUUCCGCUUACCAUUACUGCUGGAUUUAGGAAUUGUUCUCUCUAUCUAGAAUUGUCAGAGAAAGAGGGUACUUGAAAAUCGAAACUCGUAUCUCAGAUCUAUCUCUAAUAACUACUACUCUAGCGAUAGUCUCUAGACUCUCUAUCUCAUCAACGGAAUCAUGAGGAUCUCUACACUCUCUUCUCUCUCUCUCUUUCGGCCAGACGAUGGAGUGGGACAGGUUGCCACAGACAGGGAAUGUCAGGAAUGCCAAAGGAAUGUGGGUACUACCCUCACCCUCUCUCUCUCUCUCUCUCUCUCUCUCUCUCUCUCUCUCUCUCUCUCUCUCUCUCUCUCUCUCUCUCUAACACACAUGAACAACACACAUGUCCAAACAUUUAUGGGAUCAGCCAUACAGGUAGGUCUACACCAACUGUCAAUCAAAUGUAUGCCUACACAAAUGUCUCUUAUUGAGAUGUGCCUGAGAUAAUGACAGUGGGUAAAGAGAGGGAUCGACUGCAGCUUCUUAUCUUUUUUCGUUCAUCCUAUGCUGGCAUGUCAAGAGACAGUGGCUGAUGGGAAGGAGAAGUCUGAAAAGUGAAGAGCUUAAAGGAGAGACCUUGUUAAGGAGAGAGGGAGAGGCAGAGGGAAAGAGAAGGACAGUGGGUGAUGGCAAAAGCAGUGGGGAAGAAAAAGACCAAAGGGAAAGAUUAUAGGAGGGAGAGAGAGAGAGAGAGAAUGAAAGGAGGGGAAGGAGGGUAGAGGACGAUAAGGGCAGCCACAGCACCUGUUACUCAGCUGUGUAAACCGGAGGAUUCCCACAGAAAAAGGAAAGCUACUGUAUAUCAAUAGGAAAGUCCUAAGUGUCUGUCUCACCCCUUCACAGAGUCAGAGAUCAGCACACAAAGUCAGAGAGUAUGGUGGUGGAGGAUCAAACCAUGUGUUAUGUAAAAUAUGGCCUACAGACACAGCUAGUUACUAUACCAAAACAGAAGUAAAUAAAGAUAUGGGAAGGUAUACAUAUCAUUUGUGUGUGUGUGUGUGUGUGUGUGUGUGUGUGUGUGUGUGUGUGUGAUUCAACCAAUUAGAAUGAUUCAAUCAGACAGAAUGAAACAGUUGGACAUGGCAGGGAAGACAGGUAUUUAUAAAUAUUGUCAAGCCAAUCAAUAGAUGUAUUUAAGCACAAACAGUGUUUGAAACUAGGCAGAUAAAAUAGAGAUUGGAUGGUAGGCUACUUGAUGUGCAGUUCCACUAUGUCCCUCAAAGCGGCAGCAUUGAGUCUUCAUCAGUCUUACCUGGCUGUCAGCUUUUACUGUUUAUUAGCUCAUGUUAAUACAACUUCCUGGCACUCCAAUGCAAGUACAGUGUAAUGACAAUAUACUCUUGACACUAUUAUAUUCACAUGAACCCUGUUCAAGGCCACAGAUUAUUAUCCAAGGCCACAUUCUCACCUGUCACCCUUUUGUUAUGUGCAUGUUUCCACCUCACUUUCAACCCCCAGCUAGGAAUUGUGAAAAUGGGAAUUGUGAAAUGUUGAUUGAAAACACCCCCAGCAGCCUAUGUUUAUGUGUGAAAAAUGGGAAUGGUGAAAUGUUACUUGAAUAACACCCAUGGUGCAUAGGAGGACAAUGCUCUAUCUAUGUACAUGGAAUAAGUCUGAAAGUACUGUGUUCAAACAAGGGCUACAUACAAUUGCCCAUCCAAUGUCUGGGUGUGUUUCCAUUUCAACACUGUUUUGUUUUUUGACCCAAAAGCUCAACUACCAUCCUUCACAACUAGGCUGAUAUGUCAACUGUGUCUACACAGCUAUAACAAAGUUAUUAGGCCUGCACAUGCUGAAGUUGGACACAACAGUGAAUAAAUCACAGGAUACAUUAAAGGCCUUGUAUCUUCUUGUAUAUGUCCAUAUUGUAUUCUGGCUUCCCUUCUUCUCUCCACUCCUUUAAUCUCCUCCAUCCUGCCAACCCAUCUUCCCUUUUCCUUGUUCUAUUUUGAGCUCAUUUCUGGUAAGAAUAUCUGCUGUGAGAAACUAGACAUGACCUUUGACACAAAUUCUAUUUAAGUUAAGUGAAUAUAUUCUGAAAAACGAUGGUAAGUGUGUGUGUGUGUGUGUGUGUGUGUUGGGGAUAGGGGUUUACAGAGCCUUCCUGGAGAGAAGUAUGAGUGCUUACCCAGGUUGAGGGAUCAUAAACAACAUACUGCUCAGUGCCAUUGAAAGAAGGGGGAGGUGGAGCUAGAUGAAAUGCUAUGUGUGUGUGUGCAUGGGUAUGCGUGGGUGUGCAUGUGUGUGUGUGUGGGUGGGUGGAUGUGUGUGUGCGUGGGUGGGUGGGUGGGUGUGUGUGUGUGUUUGGGUGGGUGGGUGGGUGUGCGUGGGUGUGUGUGUGUGUGUGGGUGUGUGUGUGUGGGUGGGUGUGCGUGGGUGUGCGUGGGUGUGUGGGUGUGUGUGUGUGCAUGUGUGUGUGUGUGUGUGUGUGUGUAUGUGUGUUCCUAUAAAGUCCUGAAUGUUAUGUAUCUGUGAAAUCGAUUGAACCUGAUUGACCUCAGAUACAGAAAAUAUACACGCAGUCAUUCUUACUUUCGUACACUGUAUUUUGUUGCACAUUACCUCAGGUGGUUAUGUCGAACUGACACAUUUUGUAAUGACCAGCUGCCAACACCAACAUCCAUGUAGCACUCAGUCAUUCUUCUAAUACAUCAUGCUGUGUAUAUAAGAGGUGAGUGUUAUUUACAUGUACCAAUCACUGACUCAUUCUACUUUUUUUCAAUAUUAUAUACCGCUAAACCACUCCAAGUGGGAUCAUUUGCUAUGUCAGGCUUGUUUCUGGGGAAAUCAGAAACUUUUUGCAUCGACUAUACACUACAAUUUCUUUAUCAUUCAUCCCUUUUACUGCACAGUAUCUCUGUGUGUCAGUAUGUGUUUCUAUGUGUAUUGCGUGUGUUGGCCUAUAAAAGUGUCUGUUCUACCAAAGAUCACAGCACUGGCAACAAAACAGCCCAACACAGUCCAGCAACACAACUCCCAGAGCACAGUACAACCCUAGAGGCCAACCCCACAGCGGCAGAGUGUGGUACUAUUUCCCAGUAGACCAAACCCACACCACCUCCUGAACACACAGGGCAACCUUCUGCAACAACACAGGCCUUCAACACAACCCCAGAGCACGGUGCAGUUUCCACUGCUCCACAGCCCAGCAGCACUGCACUACUUCCUCUACUGGGUGGGUGCCAGCGGCCCUUAGCCAAUCACGUUGUGGCUCUAAUAAGAUAUGACUGACAGGAGGCCUCUUUAUGCCAAAACCCAACAGGGUCAGGGAAUUCAAGCUGGAUAGACGUCCCUGUCUGAAUGUUAAACACAUUUUCCACAAAGCUAAAAGAAACUCUACCAUUUAUUAGCAAUUCAUAAACUGCAUCUUUUCCUUCUCCUUUUCGUCUGAAGUCACUCCAACAGAUAAAUAGCAAAUAGCAAGUCAAAUCUUUCCAUUACAUUUAGUUGUGUAGCUGUAAUAGGCUUGGUUUAGAUCAGUCCAGCGUAUUUCUCUUGUCAUGGUCAUGCAGAGGCAAAUACACGACUCCGCACUUCGAUUUCAUAACAUAUCUCCUACCAGUAGGUUUCAAUAACCAAUUUAUCCUUCAUCUGCUGCUGCUCGCCUAGUCCAGGAGUGCCAGUGUGUGUGUGUGUGUGUGUGUGUGUGUGUGUGUGUGUGACUCUACCAGUUAGAAUGUUUCAACCAGUUAGAAUGAAAGAGUUGGACAUGGCAGGGAAGACAAGUAUUUCAAAAUAUUGUCAAGCCAAUAAAUAGAUGUAUUUAAGCACAAACAAGGAGUGUUUGAAACUAGGCAGAUAAAACAAAGAUGUGUAUCGCACCAGAUGAAUCAGGCAAAUGAAGUCCAUCUCUUUCAGCCCAAUGUCUCCCCUGUCUCCUUAUACCUCAUUAUGUCUCUCUCUCACUUGUUCAGCUCACCCUUUCACUCACUGCUGCUAAUCUAUUCCAGAGGAAAGGCUACCAUGGAAAACGCAUAACAAGUGCACAUACUUCUGCUCUUGCCAAGAGCGAAAUAACACCAAGAAGGGAAAAUGGGAGUGGGGGACAGACAGAAAGGGUGGGAGAGAGAGAUAUUGUUUAUUCUAAGUCAAAGUUAGAUCUUUUGUUGUGGUGGGGACCUGUCUUAUAUUAGACGUCUGAACUCCCUUCAAAGUCUGGAAAGACAGAGGGUGAGCCAAGACCAACUGUUUGUGCGCGUGUCUGAGACAGAGAGAGAGAGAGAAAGAGAGAGGGGGGGGGGGGGGGGGGGAGAGAAAGGAAGAGGGCACACUGAUAUACUGAGUAUGCUGAUAUACACUGAGUGUAGAAAACAUUAGGACCACCUUCCUAAUAUUGAGUUGCAUCCCCUUUUGCCCUCAGAACAGCCACAAUUCGUCGGGGCAUGGACUCUACAAGGUGUUGAAAGCGUUCCACAGGAAUGCUGGCCCAUGUUGACUCCAAUGCUGCCCACAGUUGUGUCAAGCUGGCUGGAUGUCCUUUGGGUGAUGGACCAUUCUUGAUACACACGGGAAACUGUUGAGCGUGAAAAACCCAGCAGCGUUGCAGUUUUUGACACACUCAAUCCGGUGCGCCUUGCACCUACUACCAUACCUCAUUCAAAGGCACUUAAAUAUUUUGUCUUGCCCAUUCACUCUCUGAAUGGCACAUAUACACAAUCCAUGUCUCAAUUUUCUCAAGUCUUAAAAAUCUGUCUUUAACCUGUCUCCUCCCCUUCAUCUACACGGAUUGAAGUGGAUUUAACAGGUGACAUCAAUAAGGGAUCAUAGCUUUCACCUGGAUUCUCCUGGUCAGUCUAUGUCAUGGAAAUGUUCUGUACACUCAGUGUAGAUUGAUAUUGAACAUAUGCAGCUACUGAAAUGAGAUGGACAUCUUACAAGAUACCAACAGACACAUGCAAAACAUAAAACUCUACUAUAAGAUAGAUACUACUCAGUCUGACAUGUAUGCAUAAUAUCCAUUAGGCUGACGUAACACAGUGGAAAAAAAUGGCUAACACACUGUAACAGAAAAAAAAGAUCAUUCAUCCUUCUUUGCACCGUGGAGAUUAAGCUUGUUUAAAAUGGGUCCAGUUUUCCAUUGUUUUUUUUUUCUUCCAUAUUUCAACAUUUCAAAAAUAACAAUGUCUGGGGUGUGGGACCUCUACUGAAUAGACAAAGAGACAGACAUAGCGAGGGCGAGACGAGAAAAAAGUAUAAUUUGUUUGUCGAGACAAAAGGUUAUCCAAUCACAGUACAGGUGUCAGGUAAAGCAUGACAGCCCAAAUGAGAGAAGACAGAAAGUGUGUUGGUGGCGCCAGGCCCAAAACAGUGAAUAGGGUCAGCCCGACACAGGCCCAGCUAGGCCAAGUAGUCUCAUAUGGAACCAGUUAACAAGACCAUGAGUCUCUCACAGCACUCUUAUAUUGCUGCACUUAGUUCAUUGGCACAUUUUGGCUAGUGGUGAUGGAGGCUAGUAGUGAUGGUGGCUAGUGGUGAUUGUGGCUAGUGGUGAUAGUGGCUAGUGGUGAUAGUGGCUAGUGGUGAUGGUGGCUAGUGGUGAUGGUGGCUAGUGGUGAUAGUGGCUAGUGGUGAUAGUGGCUAGUGGUGAUGGUGGCUAGUGGUGAUGGUGGCUAGCAGUGAUGGUAACUAGCAGUGAUGGUGGCUAGCAGUGAUGGUAGCUAGCGGUGAUGGUGGCUAGCGGUGAUGGAGGCUAGUGAUGAUGGUGGCUAGUGGUGAUGGUGGCUAGUGGUGAUGGUGGCUAGUGGUGAUGGUGGCUAGCGGUGAUGGUGGCUAGCGGUGAUGGUGGAUAGUGGUGAUGGUGGCUAGUGGUGAUGGUGGCUAGCGGUGAUGGUGGCUAGUGGUAAUGGUGGCUAGUGGUGAUGGAGGCUAGUGGUGGCUAGCAGGCUCAAUGCCACCAAGCCCUGUUAAUCAUACAACUAUGUGUUUCAUCUGGGGGGUUAAGUGUCAGAAGAACAUCUGAUCCACAUUAAUCAUCUCUACUGCAUCCAAACUAACUGGCAAACAAAUGCCUGAGGCCUAACAUCUCAACACAGUAAAUGUUAUUUGACAGCUAGGCCUACCCCAACGAACAGUAAUUUUAUGCCAUAUUUAGCGUCUGCUAAAUGAUGUAAAUGUAAAUGUAAAUGUAGCCUAGUUAUUUCAAGGAGCAGACUAUAGGCCUAUACGGUAGGUGGAGCUAAUGCUAAUGGCUGAAAACUUGAAUGUGAGGUACCGCUUACCUAAAGCAGUCUGCAUAGGCUGCACUAUUGCAGCAGAGCAAGAUGGUUUCUCCCAUGGACCCAAUAAUCCUCAAAUGUGCACCAAAUGAGACCAUGGCACUGGGUAUUACAAUGAUAAUUGGAAUGACACCUACAGACAAUAUACAGUAGGCAUAGGCCUAUGCUGCCUAUUUUAGUCUGUGUAAUUACACUAAUGGGACGCACUCACUCAUUUCACACUCAAACGCCCUGGAAAGAAUUAAAUGUGUAACAUCAACUCUACUGACCCUGAUGUGACCUCUACCUCAGGUGCCAGCUAAGGUAGUUCAUCAUCCUUAAAAGUGAGAAAAGAAAACAGUGGAUAUCUGUCUGUGUGUGAGAGAGAGAGAGAGAGAGAGAGGAAGGGAGAGAGAGAGAGAGGGGGGGGGGGGGGGUGAGAGAGAGAGAGAGAGGAAGGGAGAGAGAGAGAGAGAGAUGAUGGGAGAGAGGGGGGUAGUAGGGGUUAGCAUGGUUGGCUGACCAUGUGUCUGCGGUUCUGUGGUGGAGGGGAGUGAGGAUCUGCCGGUGUUGUUAAAUCCCUAAGAAAUGUUCAUUUUGGGUUCUACUCUUUGCUUACAUACCUUACGCACACCCACCCUCACAGAACUUUAAACUAAAUAAGAUGGCAGGACUAUAGGCUACUACUAUGUGUCCCCCUCUCAAACCAUGAGCAGUUCUUCAAUGUACCCAUCAUGUUUGUGUAGUGCAAAUGCAAUGGUAGCCUACUCACCAGUCACCACUACACUUGACACAGAGACUAGACUUAACAUAGUAAACGAAAAUCCAGGAUGAUCAAAUUGGUCGGGGUGGAUGGGUGGGUGUAUAAUGUGAAUGUCUAACAACAAAUUGGGAUUCGUAACAUAUCAUAUGUAUUGCAAAUUCGUAACAUAUGGUACGAAUUGCAAUUCAUAACAUAUCAUACGAAUUGUAGGCUAAACACACAUCACGACAAGAGAGACACCACAACACUACAUAAAGAGAGACCUAAGACAUCAACAUAGCAUGGCAGCAACACACAACAACACAGCAUGGUAGCAACAACACAUGACAACAAUGGUAGGAACACAACAUGGCAGCCUCACAACAUGGUAUCAGCACAAAAACAUGGUACAAACAUUAUUGGGCACAGACAACAGCACAAAAGCAAGAAGGUAGAGACAACAAUACAUAACGCGAAGCAGCCACACUUUCAGUAAGAGUGUCCAUGAUUGAGUCUUUAAAUGAAGAGAUGGAGAUAAAACUGUCCAGUUAGAACACCUAAAGUAAACGUAUCUGCAUUCUAUUGGGCUUGUCUUCUGAUUCUAAGCUUACAUAGCUUUACAGUAUAGCCUGGGAAAAAGGAAGUUCAGUUCACAGUGUGAUGUCUCAAUGUGGUCUCAGAGCAUUUAUUAUUGUUCUGUACGUAAAUCCUCGUAUGUACGUAAAUCCUCGUACAAUAUAUUAUGAAUUUGCAAAACUUACAAUAUCUUAUGAUUUUGCAAAACGUAUGAUACAGUGGGGGGGGAAAGUAUUUAGUCAGCCACCAAUUGUGCAAGUUCUCCCACUUAAAAAGAUGAGAGAGGCCUGUAAUUUUCAUCAUAGGUACACGUCAACUAUAACAGACAAAUUGAGAGAAAAAAAUCCAGAAAAUAACAUUGUAGGAUUUUUAAUGAAUUUAUUUGCAAAUUAUGGUGGAAAAUAAGUAUUUGGUCACCUACAAACAAGCAAGAUUUCUGGCUCUCACAGACCUGUAACUUCUUCUUUAAGGGGCUCCUCUGUCCUCCACUCGUUACCUGUAUUAAUGGCACCUGUUUGAACUUGUUAUCAGUAUAAAAGACACCUGUCCACAACCUCAAACAGUCACACUCCAAACUCCACUAUGGCCAAGACCAAAGAGCUGUCAAAGGACACCAGAAACAAAAUUGUAGACCUGCACCAGGCUGGGAAGACUGAAUCUGCAAUAGGUAAGCAGCUUGGUUUGAAGAAAUCAACUGUGGGAGCAAUUAUUAGGAAAUGGAAGACAUACAAGACCACUGAUAAUCUCCCUCGAUCUGGGGCUCCACGCAAGAUCUCACCCCGUGGGGUCAAAAUGAUCACAAGAACGGUGAGCAAAAAUCCCAGAACCACACGGGGGGACCUAGUGAAUGACCUGCAGAGAGCUGGGACCAAAGUAUCAAAGCCUACCAUCAGUAACACACUACGCCGCCAGGGACUCAAAUCCUGCAGUGCCAGACGUGUCCCCCUGCUUAAGCCAGUACAUGUCCAGGCCCGUCUGAAGUUUGCUAGAGUGCAUUUGGAUGAUCCAGAAGAGGAUUGGGAGAAUGUCAUAGGGUCAGAUGAAACCAAAAUAGAACUUUUUGGUAAAAACUCAACUCGUCGUGUUUGGAGGACAAAGAAUGCUGAGUUGCAUCCAAAGAACACCAUACCUACUGUGAAGCCUGUAGUUGGAGCUUGGAGCUUGGAGCUUGGCGUCGGGUAAGUUUGGCUUUAUACAUAGCUUGGGCUUUGUCGAGUAAGGCUUAAACUAUGUAUUUAGAUUGUAGUUAGGUAUUGUAGGUAGGUAUCGUGGGUUGUUGUAUGUAGUUAUUGUAUGUAAUUAUUGUAGGUUAGUAUUGUAUUCGGCGGUGCCGGGUGUAGCACGAAGCUAGCUAGCUAGCUAACUCACCACCUAGACUAGCUGGCGAGUAGCUAUUAGCAACGGUAUAGUUGUUUCACGCCUGAGAGUGCCUGUAAUUACGCCAGCUGGCUGCCUACAAUAAUAACAUACAAUAAUUGCCUACCAUUCAGCUGAUUUCUAACCUCAUUGUCUGAACCGUUAACGUUAGGCAGCAAGUGGCUACUGUGCUCGAAAAUUAGCAAGCUUGUUGCAACCUGGAUAGCUACUUGUAAACAAUAGCUGGAACGACCGAGCGAACAGACGCGAACUGGCUGAGUCAAUUCAGUGGCUAGCUUUGCACUUGGCUAGCUAACAGUAGCUGCUAGGGGUAAGUCAUAACCUACACUUGUGUUUUUUUUUUUUUACAUAUUGAUAGCCCGAGUCGCUCAAGGAAUUCGGGACAUGGGUGACUAGUUAACGUUAGUUUGGCUCUCUCUGUGUGUUCGUGCCGUGAAAGGAGGGGUUCUUCUUUGUCUGAAAGCAAUGGCUAGCUAGUUUGCUAACUAACUGGCUGAAUAAGUUGACGACGGACUCGCUCAAGCUGUCGGGACUAACCCACAACGUUAGACACGGACGAUCUGCUUGUGUGUUGAUACACUGGUGGUUGUUGUGGCUGAGUAUUGGCGCUAAACCCUGCUGUUGGAGACCGGCAUGCUAGCUGGCUGUGGCGUCUUAUGACGAGGUGCCCGGACGUUUUUCACGGAAUAAUACUGCACCUAGUUAGCUAGCUGAAUAAACUAGGUUAGUCUAUUCCUAGAAAACAUUGAACCGCUGUAGUUUACAAUAAUUAUAGUUUCUGAGGUGGAAGUUGGGAGAGUUAUAUUUGGGAGUUGUGGUGAGGGAGGCCCCGCUCUCUCCUUUCCCAGAUGUUUAGUUCAUUUUAUUCCGAUCUCCUCUGCAUUAUUGUAGUCAUCUGCUGCAGCCUGUCAACUAUGCCUCUGCCUAUCCCUGUUCUCUCCUCUCCGCACAGGCUACACAAACGCCUCACACCGCGUGGCUGCUGCCUCUCUAACCUGGUGGUCCCUGCACGCACGACCCACGUGGAGUUCCAGGUCUCAGGCAGCCUCUGGAACUGCCGUUCUGCUGCCAACAAGGCAGACUUCAUCCCAGCCUAUGCUACCCUCCAGUCCCUCGACUUCUUGGCGCUGACGGAAACAUGGAUUACCACUGAAAACACUGCUACUCCUGCUGCUCUCUCCUCGUCUGACCAUGUGUUCUCGCAUACCCCGAGAGCAUCUGGUCAGCGGGGUGGUGGCACAGGAAUCCUCAUCUCUCCCAAGUGGACAUUCUCAAUUUUUCCCCUGACCCAUCUGUCUGUCUCCUCAUUUGAAUUCCAUGCUGUCACAGUCACUAGCCCAUUUAAGCUUAAUAUCCUUGUCAUCUAUCGCCCUCCAGGUUCCCUUGGAGAGUUCAUCAAUGAGCUUGACACCUUGAUAAGUUCCUUUCCUGAGGAUGGCUCACCCCUCACAGUUCUGGGGGAUUUUAACCUCCCUACGUCUACAUUUGACUCAUUUCUCUCUGCCUCCUUCUUUCCACUCCUCUCCUCUUUUGACCUCACCCUCUCACCGUCCCCCCCUACUCACAAGGCAGGCAAUACGCUUGACCUCAUCUUUACUAGAUGCUGUUCUUCAACUAAUCUCACUGCAACUCCCCUCCAAGUCUCCGACCACUACUUUGUAUCCUUUUCUCUCUCCCUCUCCUCCAACACUACUCACUCUGCCCCUACACAGAUGGUAAUGCGCCGUCGCAACCUUCGCUCUCUCUCUCCCGCUACUCUCUCCUCUUCCAUCCUAUCAUCUCUUCCCUCUGCUCAAUCCUUCUCCCUCCAAUCUCCUGAUUCUGCCUCCUCAACCCUCCUCUCCUCCCUUUCUGCAUCCUUUGACUCUCUAUGUCCCCUAUCCUCCCGGCCGGCUCGGUCCUCCCCUCCAGCUCCGUGGCUUGAUGACUCAUUGCGAGCUCACAGAACAGAGCUCCGGGCAGCUGAGCGGAAAUGGAAGAAAACUAGACUCCCUCCAGACCUGGCAUCUUUUCACUCCCUCCUCUCUACAUUUUCUUCAUCUGUUUCUGCUGCUAAGGCCACUUUCUACCACUCUAAAUUCCAAGCAUCCGGCUCUAACCCUAGGAAGCUCUUUGCCACAUUCUCCUCCCUGCUGAAUCCUCCUCCCCCUCCCCCCCCUCCUCCCUCUCUGUGGAUGACUUCGUCAACCAUUUUGAAAAGAAGGUUGACGACAUCCGAUCCUCGUUUGUUAAGUCAAAUGACACUGCUGGUCCUGCUCACACUGCCCUACCCUAUGCUUUGACUUCUUUCUCCCCUCUCUCUCCAGAUAAAAUCUUGCGACUUGUGACGGCAGGCCGUCCAACAACCUGCCCGCUUGACCCUAUCCCCUCCUCUCUUCUCCAGACCAUCUCCGGUGACCUUCUCCCUUACCUCACCUCGCUGAUCAACUCAUCCUUGACCGCUGGCUAUGUCCCUUCCGUCUUCAAGAGAGCGAGAGUUGCACCCCUUCUCAAAAAACCAACACUCGAUCCCUCUGAAGUCAACAACUACAGACCAGUAUCCCUUCUUUCUUUUCUCUCCAAAACUAUUGAGCGUGCCGUCUUUAGCCAACUCUCUUGCUAUCUCUCUCAGAAUGACCUUCUUGAUCCAAACCAGUCAGGUUUCAAGACUGGUCAUUCAACUGAGACUGCUCUUCUCUGUGUCACAGAGGCUCUCCGCACUGCUAAAGCUAACUCUCUCUCCUCUGCUCUUGUCCUUCUAGACCUGUCUGCUGCCUUUGAUACUGUGAACCAUCAGAUCCUCCUCUCCACCCUCUCCGAGCUGGGCAUCUCCGGCGCGGCUCACUCUUGGAUUGCGUCCUACCUGACCGGUCGCUCCUACCAAGUGGCGUGGCGAGAAGCUGUCUCCGCACCACGUGCUCUCACCACUGGUGUCCCCCAGGGCUCAGUUCUAGGCCCUCUCCUAUUCUCGCUAUACACCAAGUCACUUGGCUCUGUCAUAUCCUCACAUGGCCUCUCCUAUCAUUGCUACGCUGACGACACACAACUAAUCUUCUCCUUUCCCCCUUCUGAUAACCAGGUGGCGAAUCGCAUCUCUGCAUGUCUGGCAGACAUAUCAGUAUGGAUGACGGAUCACCACCUCAAGCUGAACCUCGGCAAGACGGAGCUGCUCUUCCUCCCGGGGAAGGACUGCCCGUUCCAUGAUCUCGCCAUCACGGUUGACAACUCCGUUGUGUCCUCCUCCCAGAGUGCGAAGAGCCUUGGCGUGACCCUGGACAACACCCUGUCGUUCUCCGCUAACAUCAAGGCGGUGACCCGAUCCUGUAGGUUCAUGCUCUACAACAUUCGGAGAGUACGACCCUGCCUUACACAGGAAGCGGCACAGGUCCUAAUCCAGGCACUUGUCAUCUCCCGUCUGGAUUACUGCAACUCGCUGUUGGCUGGGCUCCCUGCCUGUGCCAUUAAACCCCUACAACUCAUCCAGAAUGCCGCAGCCCGUCUGGUGUUCAACCUUCCUAAGUUCUCUCACGUCACCCCGCUCCUCCGCACACUCCACUGGCUUCCAGUUCCACCUCUGGCCUGCUGGCUCCCCUAUCUCUGCGGAAGCAUAGUUCCCGCUCAGCCCAGUCAAAACUGUUCGCUGCUCUGGCACCCCAAUGGUGGAACAAGCUCCCUCACGACGCCAGGACAGCGGAGUCACUCACCACCUUCCGGAGACAUUUGAAACCCCACCUCUUUAAGGAAUACCUGGGAUAGGAUAAAGUAAUCCUUCUACCCCCCCCCCCCCCCCCACCCCCCCCACCCCAAAAAAAAUUGUAAAGUGGUUAUCCCACUGGCUAUAAGGUGAAUGCACCUGUUUGUAAGUCGCUCUGGAUAAGAGCGUCUGCUAAAUGACGUAAAUGUAAAUGUAAAUGUAAGCAUGGGGGUGGAAACAUCAUGCUUUGGGGCUGUUUUUCUGCAAAGGGACCAGGACGACUGAUCAGUGUAAAGGAAAGAAUGAAUGGGGCCAUGUAUCGUGAGAUUUUGAGUGAAAACCUCCUUCCAUCAGCAAGGGCAUUGAAAAUGAAACGUGGCUGGGUCUUUCAGCAUGACAAUGAUCCCAAACACACCGCCCGGGCAACGAAGGAGUGGCUUCGUAAGAAGCAUUUCAAGGUCCUGGAGUGGCCUAGCCAGUCUCCAGAUCUCAACCCCAUAGAAAAUCUUUGGAGGGAGUUGAAAGUCUGUGUUGCCCAGCGACAGACCCAAAACAUCACUGCUCUAGAGGAGAUCUGCAUGGAGGAAUGGGCCAAAAUACAAGCAACAGUGUGUGAAAACCUUGUGAAGACUUACACAAUUGGUGGCUGACUAAAUACUUUUUUUCCCCACUGUAUGUUAUGAAUCCAAUUUGUUGUGGCUAACGUUAGCUAGGUUGCUAGGUGGCUAACGUUAGCUAGGCUAGGGUUAGGGGUUAAGGUUAAGGUUAGGGUUAAGGUUAGGAGUUAGGUGAAAGGGUUAGGGGAAGGGUUAGCCAAAAGGGUUAAGGUUAGGGUUAAGAUAAGGGUUAGCUAACAUGUUAAGUAGGUGCAAAGGAGCUAAAAAGUAGUAAGUCAUUGAAAAGUGGCUAAUUAGCUAAAAUGGUAAAGUUGUCUGUGAUGAGAUUCGAACACGCAACCUUCGGGUUGCUAGACCUUCGUGUUAUACACCCUCCUUUUGAUUUUGCCUUAAGUAACCUUUUAUCUUAUGUAACCAUUCCAAACUUAACAUAUUAUACUAAUUCCAGUGUCCCUGAUUUACGUUCACUAUGUUACCUCUCGUCUAUGAGACCAGUUUGGAUGUCUAAACCACUUUUCAUCUUGGCCGGUGUCUGCUAACUCACUGGGUUCUCUGAAAGUCGCAUUGCCAUUGCUUGUGGACUCCUCGAUUUACUAGGUAUUGCUAUGACUGACGCUUUCUGUAAUCUGUUCCCCUUUCUACUCCGCCUUCGCCUCUGUCCUGCCAAGUGGUCUCGUCUCCCGCGGGACACACCUAUAUCAUCACUGGGAUUACACCCGCCGCGUGCCGCCUCCCCUUCCCCGCCACUACUCCACUCAUGCCCCGCUCUCACUCCCUGAAUACAGACUUUCCGUGAUACUAGGAAUGGCCGUUUUUCUGAACGACUAUACGUGAUAAAUGAACACAGAAGAAAGAAAAGAAGACAAUAGGAACUAAUGGACAAUGGCAAUAGUUGACAAGAAGUUCAACUGAGUUCUGCAUUUAAAAUAAGCCUAUUUUACAAUUGUCUCAUAGAAACAUUGUAGGCAUUGCUGUAGAAAUAUACUACGUUUUUUUUUAAAGAAGGCAAACCUGCGAACAGUCCUAUUUUGCCAAACACCUGUCAUGAUUUCGGCGAAUUGAGGUGUUGGACAAACGGGACAUACCCAGCGCGCAUUCCCUCAAAUUUUGGCUACAUGAUAAAAAUUUUGCAGAGCAAACCCAUUCCCAUCCGCCAGCAUUCUAACCGAUGUGCCCGGCGUGCUCUGCUGAUGCUCGCAGGAAUUAUCGCAGGAGUUGUUGCCGUCCUCCAAAUCCUUCUCCAACGAACGGAUUACAGACAGUACCAGCUAGAGAUCGUCGGUAACGGUGCCUGACUUUCCCUGGCAGGGUAGCUGCGCGGGACGAGAGAUGAGUUCCCUCCUCUCUACGCUAGUCAUGUUGUAAGUUAAAUGUGCAGUAACCCUUGAUGCGCAACCUAAGGUUUUCUGGAGUGAAACGAAUGGAGGUAUUGUGUGUGUGUGUGUGUGUGUCUGCUUACAUGUUUCUCUUCAUGCAUGCUCUGACCAUCAGUCCAGCACAGCAGGUGUGGUGUUUCAUACACUGUCAUAUAGGGUGCAUGUUCUCCUUUAGCCAUUGUAAUAAUGAAAAACGUUCAUCUGGACAGCUAACUGUGGUAUAGAAAUGGCAUCUAUUUUUCAGUACCAUGUGGUGUUGGAAUCUUGUGCUUCUUAUCUGUAUAAUUCCUCUGAGGCUGUUCCACAUGGUCAUACAUUUCCUGUAAACUGUCAUGUCAGCUCCUGUAGCAUAUUGCUCCUCUGGCCACUAAAGCAUGUCCCAUGACCCAGACACCUCUUUCCAUUCUCCCCAGACUAAAAGACCAGACAUUUGUCACUGACAGAAUGUCUGCUAAGGGGUUAUGAAUUAAUGAGAUGAUGACUGUACCUUAUUAGUGUCUUUGAUGGGUGUCUGUGUUUGACAGGAUCAUGUGAUUUGUGAAGAGGAUAAUCAGCAAUUAGCUAUUCCCCAAAUUAGGGCAUCCAUCCACUUGAACCAAACCUAAAGCAAUUCUGUCAGACUCGUUAACGAAUCUUACAUUUACAAUGAAAAAUUAACCUGUUUCCAACUUUAAAGUGUCCCUGUCACCACCAUUAUGACCUUGUAUCUCUCAAACUUACACUCCACUUCUCAAACAACAGAGACCAGGUCAGAUUUUUACAGAGGUUUCAUUUGAGGUAACACAGAAGUAGAACAAAAGUAGUCUGAGUAGAAUUGGAGGCCAGACAUCUGUGUGCGCUUUGGGCCAGCUGUAGGCUGCGUUCCAGGCAUCCCUACAUCUGGACAGCACAGGGGGUAUGGGGUCCCCUAAUGAGCACACAGCCAGGGGGUACGGGAAGAUAUGAAAGAAAAAACACUCUCUACUGCUAACGUGUCUCCUGCUCUUCCCCCUCUUUAUUUAAGUAGUUCAGCAUUAUUUAUGUACCGUAAUCUAUGUAUCUAUGCAUGUGCUGCGUGUGCUGUGUUUAUACAGGGAGGGAUAAGAGAUUGAAGUGCUUAGAUAGAUGGCUGGAAUGAUUAGUGAAUAUUGAUAUUCUGUUAGCUCAUCAUAGAUAUGAGCUGAGCUCAGCAGCUGUCCCUAGAGAGAGACAGCAUGGCCACUGUCUGUUGCCGUGAGGGUUUGAUCUAGAAAUGACCUUUUUUGGAGGCAUAGAGACUGGUUUAAAAUUGGUGGUGGAGACAGAAAAGAGGCAGGAGUGUGGCAGCCAGACUGCUUUUGUAUUAUUUUGGAAUGCAAAAAUACCAGAUGUAAUCUCAAUGCAGAUCCAUUCUCCCCUUCUCUCAGAUCUGUCCAGGCUUUACUGGUGGUCUGCAGCCCCCUGCAGGUAAAUGUGUGUAUACAAUUGUAUCUAUUGUGUUUUCUAAUAUUCCAUUCGGAUUAAAGUCUCUCAUUCUAACCACAUGCCUGUCUGUUUUGUGGUGGUACAGGUCUUAGCUGAUGACCAUGUUAAUUUCAGUGUAUACGUGGAGAAUCAGACACGGGUUCGAGACGCCAUGAGCCGCCGGCAGCACAGAGUCUACCAGCUGUACAGCAGGACAAGUUGCAAACACGUGCAGGUGAUGGGGAGGAGAAUCAGUGCCAAGGGAGACGAUGGGGAUACAUAUGGUAAGAUAUAGUACUACUACUUCCUACAAUAUACAGAACACGCCAAUACAAAUCAGAAUCAACAAGAACCAAGCAAUAAUUUCCUAUAUGUUAUCACAUCUACAGUACAUGGCCCUCAAAAUCAUAAAGAAAGUAGCAAAUAGACAGACAAGCCUAUGACACAUAGAGAGAAACAGAAAGAUGGAGCGGCAGUUUGUGUGGUAGACUCAGUCCCGCUAUCGAUAAGGUCAUCGAUUUUCCAUUUAUCCCGCUUUGUUGCUUUGUUGUAGGUGGAUCGAGGGGGGUUUGGGUAGUGAGAGGGAGAGUAAUGUUAUUGAUUUGGUUUGACCUCUGCAUUGUGGCUACAUCAAUUAACUAAUUGCAUGUAACAAUCCCCCCAUCCCAUCCUAUGUGCUCAAUCUCUAUGCCCACUCCCACAUGACAAAAUACUACAGUUUACUAUAUAAUACCACAGUACUUACUAUAGAAUGAUAUAGAAUUCUGUAGUAAGCUGUAGUAUACUGUAGAAUACUAUACUCCACACUGUAGUAUCCCUCGAUCAUGUGUAGUACUUACCAUAGAAUUGUGUAGUAUACUGUAGAAUACGAUAUUUCAAACUGUAAUAUCCCUCAAUCACGUGUAGUACUUACUAUACAAUUUUGUAGGAUACUGUAGAAUGCUAUACUCCACACUGUAGUAUCCCUCGAUCAUGUGUAGUACUUACUAUAGAAUUGUGUAGUAUACUGUAGAAUACGAUAUUUCAAACUGUAAUAUCCCUCAAUCACGUGUAGUACUUACUAUACAAUUUUGUAGGAUACUGUAGAAUGCUAUACUCCACACUGUAGUAUCCCUCGAUCAUGUGUAGUACUUACUAUAGAAUUGUGUAGUAUACUGUAGAAUACGAUAUUUCAAACUGUAAUAUCCCUCAAUCACGUGUAGUACUUACUAUACAAUUUUGUAGGAUACUGUAGAAUGCUAUACUCCACACUGUAGUAUCCCUCGAUCAUGUGUAGUACUUACUAUAGAAUGAUGUAGUGUAAUGUAAAAUACUAUACUACUCACUGUGUUAUCCCUCCAUCAUGUGUGGGUCGUUAUUAUUCACCAAUAUUGAAUUUUAAAAGCCUGUUAUAUUAAAAGAUGUGCACUUUAAUAUAGACCACAUAGAGUAUUAAAUCAAUUUUUAAUAUGAAUAAAGGCUUUCUAAAGUGCCAAAAUUCAGCAUUUUGACAUGUCCCUUCGUCAACCCUGUGUCACUUCUAGGAAGAUUUCAACCCACUUAAUCCCCAAAAUGUAUCCAAGUUUCACCAUCAUUGUAAAGGCCUAGUUAUUUUUCUGCUUUGACAAAGUCAUUUCUGAAGACUAUUAUUUAUAUUCAUGAUAUUAGUGAUGCAUUUACGUCUGUCCCUCAUGUUAACCCUGUUAUGCAAACAAUGUACCCCUUUAAAAUAAAGGACCAUUCCACCAAGUUUAAUGAUUCACAGCAGGUGACAUCAUUUGGGUCUUCUGAACAGCAUGGUGGAAAAGGAAGGAAGGCUUCACUCUCUUUUUGGUCUAUUUAUAAUUGUUUUAUCAUCUUUGACUGAUGUGGUCGAGCUUAAUAACACGUCAACCCUGUUAGCUCAAUUAAUGUUAGGAAACUAGAAUAUGAUUUAACUUUCAUUAUGAUUAAACUUUCAUCAUGCUCUUCACCACAUGAGGAGUAAUGGCCGAUCUUCACCUAAACCUCAACCCUAUUAUCGUCAACCCUGUUAGAGGCCCAACGGAAACUUUAUCAGGUUGAUGUUAUACGUGAGUUGAUUUGUACAAGGGAUACUUGAUCAAUGAGAACAUUUUAGAUUUAUCUCAAACAUGAGUUUAAUAAAUAAUAUGUAGGCAGUUACAUAGGUGUCUGUAACAGUGUUUGUUGACAGACAGUGUGGUUCAAGUGCAGAUAAAAUGCUCUUAGUUCAUAGGAUUUUAAUGCCUGAGAUGGGAAAAAGUGUUUUUCCAUAGGCUAAACAUAUCCUCCAUGCAACUGAAUGUUGAAAGAAAAUAUAUUUUAAAGUUAAUUUCUUUAAAGUUUGCAUGUCCAAAAGGCACCCAUUUCGUGGAACGACCUGUGUAGUACUUAGUAUAGAAAUGUGUAGUAUACUAUAGAAUACUAUAGUAAAUACUACAGUAUUAUCAGCAAAAAAAAGAUUGUAGUAAAUACUACAGUAAUAUCCGCAAAAACACUUCAGUGUCUGAAAAAUACAGCAGUUUUUUAACUGUAGUAAUACUACAGUAUUUAAUUUGCAUAUACCCCACCCAUUCCCCUCCCCCACAUCCCAAUUUGUGCCACUCAUGAGUGAGAAACCUACAUGCCAAGUAUAGACCAUAUAUUGUGUUCCCUACAUGAUAUAGAAAAGCCAGAAGCUUUGAACUAUCCGUUCAGACUCCAGUCUUACCUACAGGUUAUGGAAAAUGUGCUAUUUUAGUUUCCUCAAGGAGAAAGCCCCCACUUCUGUGUCAAAGAUAAGACAACAAAAACACUAUUGUGUAUACUACAGUAAAUACUACAGUAAUGUCCGCAAAAACACUACAGUAUACUAUAGUCAUGUCCGCAGAAACACUACAGUGAAUACUACAGUAUAUAAAUAUAGUAAUACUACAGUAUUUAUACCAUACUAUAGUAUUUUUUCAUGUGGGCUUUUACAAUCUGUCUUUUUGUGCCUCUGUCUCUUUCCAAGCCCAGCUUGUUGUGGAGGCUGAUACCUUUGGAAGUCAGGUGAGAAUCCGUGGUAAAGAGACCAACUUCUACCUGUGCAUGAACCGUCGAGGCAAGCUUGUGGGGAAGGUGAGACAAACACGAUUCUUAUUCUGACUCUCGCUACACGUUCCUUUUAAUGUAUACAUUUAAACGACUUGGGAGUUAUUCACUUUGCAUCUUAUAUUGACACUACCAGUGCUCGACUUGGGCAGGAGCUCUCUGGAGCAGAGUACCGGCACCUCAACAUUUCUACUGCUUGAGCUCCUGUUCCUUUUAUAGAAUAAUAGCUCAAAAGUAUUGUGGAACUCCUGCACCUAAAUAUAAACAGUACCGGCACCCAAAACGAGUACCGGCACCUAUUUCAGUCCAAGUCAAACACUGGACAUUAUCAUGUGUGUGUGUGUGUAUUCCAGAAGGCUAGUAAUCGCAGUGCAGACUGUGUCUUCAUUGAGAUGGUGUUGGAGAACCACUACACAGCUCUGAUGUCAGCACGCUAUCCAGGCUGGUACGUGGGCUUCAGCAAGAGGGGGCGCCCCAGGAGAGGCCCUCAGACACUGCCCAACCAGCAGGAUGUUCACUUCAUGAAGCGCCUGCCCCCCGGGGAACAGCCCGACCUGCAGCCCUUCCGCUUUACCACGGUCAGCAAGAGGAGUAAGAAAGUGAGAGGGACCCGACCCACAGCUACUACAGCACCUACAUAG
Coregonus sp. 'balchen' is the source of this 24718-nucleotide messenger RNA. NCBI's taxonomy places the organism in Eukaryota, Metazoa, Chordata, Actinopteri, Salmoniformes, Salmonidae. The record is from the annotation of a GenBank genome assembly.